AGACCUCCUGCCCUCUGAGGAUUUCUGACAGUGAGCGCUCCAGCUCUGGGAGGAUCUUUGAUGGUUAUUUCCUCUUGUGUUUCCAGAGUUUCUGUCACUUUGACUCUCACCAUGUUGAGGAUCAGAACCUCUCUGGGAUCUGCAGCUGCUCUGCGUCCUGCUGCUGCCUCUCAGCCCUGUGUGCGCCUCUCUUCCGGCCCCCAGCAGGAGCACAGAAACUUCUAUGAAUUCCGUACCUACAGCAUUCAGCCGCACCUGAACGCAGCCUUCCUCAAACUGACCCAUGAGAAGAUCCACCUGCGCACCGCCCACUCACAGCUGAUUGGCUACUGGAGUGUGGAGUAUGGUGGCCUGAACAAGGUCUUCCACAUAUGGAAGUAUGACAGUUACUCGCAGCGGGCAGCUGUGAGGGCAGCUCUCUCUCAGGACCCCUCCUGGCUGAAGGACUAUAUCUCCGUGGCGAUCCCCAUGUUGCAGUCGCAGGAUAAUGAGGUCACUUACCUGGCUCCGUGGAGCCACCUGCAGAGCCCCCCCCAGAUGGGAGGUGUGUUCGAGCUCGCCUCCUUCCUGAUGCGUCCCGGCGGUCCGGCUGUUUGGGGUGACGCCUUCCAGGCCGCCGUCACCUCCCAUGAUGCACCGGGGUACGGCAAGCUGCUGGGAGCCUUUCACAGCGAGUGUGGCCUGCUGAACAGAGUGCACGCCCUCUGGUGGUUUGAGAGCGCUGACCAGCGAGCUGAAGUCCGACACAAAGCUCACACCGACGCCCGAGUGGUGUCUGCAGUGCGGAGCUGCGUGGGACACCUGUCCUCUCAGGAGAAUAAACUCAUGUUCCCAUGCUCCUUUUCUCCAAUGAAGUGACUUCCUGUCCCUCGGCCAAUCACAGCGCAGCAGAGUGUCAUCACUAUGUACUAAUAAAGAGAUAUAUCGAUGAUCAGCUGCAUUAAUAUAAACACUGAUAAUAAAUGAGUGUGGUCUGCCUCUCCUUAUGAUGAUCCUUUGCAUACAUCCCAUAAUGUUAUGGACAGAUGGAUGGAUGUUAGGGUCCCCCUCUGCCCUGAAAUAAACUCAACCCCAUAAACCUCCUGUCAGGGACCCUCCCCUGAGAGAGGCCUUGUAGGAGGUCGGCCUCUCUCAGGGGAGGGGGUUGAGGAGGACCAGCUGGAGGUCUGAUUGAGUUAUCAGACUGGAAGCUGUAAAAGGAGGGGGGGGGGCCUGCUCAGGUGUUCUGAUCUGUUCUACUCACUGUGUUUCAUAAUUAGUUAUGAAUGAAUUACAUGUCUAUUUCUUUAUUUGUUGCUGGAUUUAUUCCACAUUUCAUUCACUACGUUCCUAACUGUUCAAAAUAAAAGACGAGGCAGAUUC
Molecule: messenger RNA, 1362 nt
Organism: Eleginops maclovinus (Patagonian blennie)
Lineage: Eukaryota; Metazoa; Chordata; Actinopteri; Perciformes; Eleginopidae
Gene: nipsnap3a
Product: nipsnap homolog 3A (C. elegans)
Exons: 6
Coding region: 61-858 (265 amino acids)
Cellular component (GO): mitochondrion
Source: RefSeq, a predicted model, not a curated record